AGCUUCAGCUUACCGAACCUUUUGACUGUCAGUCAAAACCCCUUCGACUGACAGAACGCCGCCAUGCUGCGCGGCGCCUUCGUGCUCGCGCUGCUGAGAUGUGGCAUAGGUUUCGAGUGUGCCACUGAAGAGGCAGUGGAAGAGGCGGAGGAACAGGAGGCAAGGCUUCGGCUGUCCCUGCUCCAGUCGGCACUCUCAGUGCAGAAGUUCAGGGUGUUGAGCCCAGAGGAGGACGCCUUUGCACUGGACCAGGUGAGGAAGGCUUGGUACACCAGCGAGAUCAAGGAGCGGUUGGACCUUGGCGAUGUGAAGCAGGAGCUGCUGAGUCAGCUCUCAGCGCUGCAGAAGGAGUGCCCUGACGCCGAGGAGAUCCAGACUCAGAUGACCGACUUCUGGGAGGAGGUGGGCAAGUACGUGCGAUCCCUGGACCUGCGGCUGGCCAUCGAGGGCGAGCAGCACGCCAUCAGCGCUGAGAGGGCCCGCAUGGACGCAGAUGUGGAGGGCACCAAGCAGAAGAUCAAGACGUUGGAGGCAGAGUACACGAACGCCACCAAGAUCUUUAGCAAGGAGCAGGAGGGCAGGCUCAACGAGAUCGUCAGCGUCUCACAGCGGAUGGAGGAGCUCCAGCGCAUCGUGGCGGAGGCGGCGCACUCCGACGACGCCCACGCCUUCGAGGAUCAGUACAACCUGCUGCGGAAGACCUACAAGGACCUCACCAAAGACUUCAGCGACGAGCAGGUCCAGCGCGCCUUCAAAGCCGUUCACAUCAAGCAGACCCUCAAUGCCGUGGAGAAAAACCUCUCCAACGAGCACAUCGAAGGCGAGCUGAAGCACCGCAUCUCGGUGCCGGAGUACCGGCUCAAGGCGCUGGAGAGGCAGUACGACCGGGCGGCCAAGGAGGCGGACUUGAAGACCAUCAAGCAGCGAAUCUUGGGUGUUUGGUACGCCUCCCUGCGGGAUUUGCCCGAGAUGAAGGACUUGCGCAGCUCCAACCACAGCGCGCUCUGACGCGAGGUGUCAGACACCGAGAGCGCGCGGAAUGUAGCCAGUUGGCUUUUGGCCCGGCGGACAAGGCUCUGUCCGCUGGUUAACCGGACCGAAGCGGUGUACCGAAGUGUACGACGGCGUCUUUUGCGCUUGCCACGCCAGAGUGGGCAGGCACGCAAAAAGGGUGUGCCAAAAUUGGAAACCCUUUUGCGCGGUCCUUGAAGAACCCGA
This is a messenger RNA of Effrenium voratum, 1218 nucleotides long. NCBI's taxonomy places the organism in Eukaryota, Dinophyceae, Suessiales, Symbiodiniaceae. The record is from the annotation of a GenBank genome assembly.